AUGCAGGGCAACAAGAAGGGCACAGAUGGCUUCAGCGACUCCUCAAGCAUUGGGAGCCUGCUGGAUGAUGCGGAUCGUGAAGUUAGCAGCCUCACAGACCGAGCCUUCCGCAGCCUGUGCAUCUCCGAGGACACAGCCUUCAGCGAGUCCCCAGAACUUACCUACCAGGUGCUUGGAACCCUCCACCAGGGCACUGUGAGCCAUACGCAGAGGAAGAGCGGCAUUUGGAGCCAUUUACCCUCACAGAGCACAGAGCAUGCUGGCUGGGCAGCCACUUUCCAGCAGUUACCCAAGUACGUGCAAGGAGAGGAGAAGUACCCCAAAGGCAGCCCCCCACCAACGCCAGCCCAGAGGAAGCUGGAGGUGCCAGUUUCUGGCCUGAGGAGCAGCAACAAGCCCCUUUCCAAAGUGUCAUCCCUAAUUAAAUCCUUUGACAGGCCAGAGAGCCAGCGUGGUGACAGCAGGCCUCCCCCAAGCAAGCCUCCCACUCUGAAAACUGCCCCCAAGUUUGCUCCUCUUCCAGAAAGUGGUGUCAACUUCUGCUUUGAUUCAGCCUUUCUAACUGUCAGGAGGGUGCCUGCCGAAGUCUCCAGCACUCACCAAAGCAGCCAUCAGCCUGACAGGAAGCACGGGGAGCAGGAGUCCCCAAAGAACACUGAAAUAGCCUAUCACAGCUCCAGCAGCUUCCUCCCAACCUCCAAUGAUGCCUCCAGCUCCUUUGACUCCAAGUUUCACUCCCCAGCCCACAAGCCAGCCAAAGGUGAGCCCGGAGGAGGCAAGGAGUGGGCUCCCAAAGGGACUUUCCUUCAUAGUGAAAACAGUGCUUUUGAGUCGUGGAGCACCCACCAACCACGGCUGGUAAAGAGAAAAGAUUUGGCUGAAGGGCUCCCAGAAAGCAAAGACCCCAAACAUUACCAGGAUGUACCCCUUCUAAGAGAAUCCCACCCACCUGAGUACAAAGUCUCCCCCAGCCAAGUUCCAGCUGGCUGUAGUCAGGAAGAGAGCAAGCUACUCACUGGGACUCUCUCCACAUCUGGAUCCUGGGCCCCAAGGGACCCUGGAACCCAGGUGUUCACUAUGGAGGGAAAGGCUUCCAGCUCCCAAGCUAACCCCCAAGGGAAGCCAACACAGCCACCAUGGAGGAAACCAAAGAUCAGCAAGGGAAGCAAAGAAAGUCUACAAGAUACUUCAGAAGAAAAGAAACAGCAUCACAAAAGGGCUCCCACUUUGUAUGCAAAGCAGACCCCCCAGGGACAAUUUCCUGAAGAUGAAUCUCCUGACCUGACUGUGGACCCCAGCGAGCAUUACACUCCUCCUUUCAACAUCAGUAAGCUUCUAACACCCAUCAUACCCAGCAAGCAUGUCCUGGACUCGUUGAACAGCCAGCUGCCAGAGAGGAUUCCAUCACCCCCAGGACAACCCAAUGGGUACCAGGAGAAGGAGCCAGGUGAGGGCCAGUCCCGAGACAGUUACAAAUCCAAAGCCCCUAGCCUGCUGUUCAAUCUCAAGGAUGUUCGCAAGCGUGUAAAAAGCACCUAUAGUCCCAACCCUCUCUUGAAAGGCCUUGAUGAGAAAGCCAAGGUUGACAGUAAGCAAGAGACUGUUAGCAAUGGAGACAUCCUCCCCAAUGGGCUUGAGGACAGUCCUGCAAGCCAGCUUUCUAAGGAGAGAACAUCAGAUGUUCCUACAGCAUCAUAUAUCAGCACCCAGAAGGACCCUAGAGCUGACCCCAAUGGGUCAUCUGUGAACAACUACCUAAUUCUUAGCUCACCUCCAACUACUGCCUCCGUCUGUGUCAAUGGGGAAGUUGCUGAGAUGGACAGCUAUGAGAAGGCCAAUGCUGAUGGAGAGGCAAAGCUGAAUUCCACCAGACCAGGCUGUGGUCCAGACUCCAGCCAGCAUGCCCUCAGGAAACACCUUUCUCUAAAGCUCUGUAGCCGAGACCCUGAAGCUACAAAGGCUGCUGAGCCACUGCAGACCCACCAACUGCAGAAUGGGUUCUCCAGAUCAAUCUCCCAAGACACAGACCCUGAACGAGAGAUAGGCCUGCAGCACCCAAACUCCCACCAGAAGCCCUCCCCAGGGCCCCUUUCUCCUGAGGAGGAAGAUGUGUUUUAUAGUGACAGCCAGUCCGAUUUUAUGCCAGGCCUCCAAAGCAAAGCCAAAUUCAGCACCAGUUCUUCAGAUCAGUCCUUUGCCUCGUUUGAGGACCAGCAGAAGACGUGGUAUGCCGAGAGCCAGCAGGAAGACAGGAAGAAUGAUGUGAAUGCAGGUGACAGUCAGAUGAACGAGAAGCAAAGAUUUAUGGAAAACAACGGGCAACAAUACUAUGCCUUAAGUAAUGGACAUACAUGCACAGACGAGAGCAGCAAGGAGGAGAGAUUGCAAAGAGAUGGUGAGAGUUUGUCUGGAGGGAGACCAAGGAAGGCAUCAACAGAAGAAGCAAAUUUCAGAGGCUCUUGGGUUGUGGGAAAUAGGGAUACAGCACUUUCACAUGCCCAAGACCUUGCAGCAGCACCGUCUUCCACUUCAAACAAGCACAAACUGUUUACAAUUAAAGACAACACCCUCAGGGCCACCCCUGUAAUCAAGCCCAUCAUGCUGCCCCUCCUGAGGACAGUGUCUUCAGAGGACUCACCCAGUGGUGGCCACAAAGAGGCAGAAUUGCCAAGGCCAGGUGAAGAUGCUGGUCUCUGUGCCCCAGAGAACCAGAGAAUGCCUGGCACCCCAGUACCUGUCCACCCACUCUCCACUAAUAUUCAAGACACACACCGGAGGCACACAGCUCACCAGGGGCCAGAGGACCAGCUGCAAGCACCUGGCAAGGCCAAGAUAGAGACCUUCCAGCCAUCUGCAAAGAGAGAUCUCCCACCUCCUCCACUGGCAGGAGAGGGUGAAGGGAUGAGGACACCCCCAGAAGUGGUCCCUAAAGUUGUGGGGGACAACGGCAAGAGGAGCUCCACAGAACAGGGGAGGUUGAAUGCUCCAAGGAACAUCCCCAAGAUUGCUGUCUCAGAAGACAGCACAGAAGACAAGCCACCACAACACCUGCUUGGAAUGUGUUGGGAAGAGCAGACAGAAGGUUUCAAAAGUAACUUUUUGUCCACACCCAGAGCAGGGGCCACGAGGAGAAGAUUGGUUCCUGGUGAGAUGGCAACUUCACCUAACUCCAGCUCUCUGGAAGGGGAUAGCGCAUGCUCUCCCACUGCCAGCAGUGUUUGGGACAAUGCCUCUCAGGCCCCCAGUGAGCAGGGCCUGCCACCACAAGAGGUGACUCUCCUUACCAGCCCCUGGGCCAGCCUCGGCCCUUCACCAGUCACCCGGCGGGAGGACCUGACCCACGCCCUGUUGUGGGAGGAUAGCUCUGAACCCCAGCUGGAGCCAGCAGCAGAAGACCUCAGGCCUCUCUCUCCCAAAGGCUCCCUUUUGGAUGUGACCUCCAGCUCAGCAGGUCUCCCAGAAAGACCAGAGCUACCUGUGCAGCUGGAAAGGCCAGUAGGCAAGCCACCUGCAGUCCCACCUAAAACUGAGAAGGCCUUGAGGAGGGCAAAGAAGCUGGCCAGCAAGAGGAGAAAGACAGACCAGGUGCAAGGGAGGCUUGGUGAGCCCUGGGAGGAGAGGCCCUGGCCUGAGAACUCAAAGAGGGCUGAGCAGAGGCCACUAUCCCCUAAAGAGAUGCCCCGACGACCCAGUUUCCCCUCAGUCCGGUCCCUGCCCCCUCCUAUGCACCGCCACUCCGUGUCUAGCUUCUUAGAGCAUAACAGGAGGCAGCCUGGGGGGCUUCAGUCAACCAAGCCCCUGCUCCCAUAUCCUGCAACACAGAAGGUCCUCCAAGACCCCCAAUCUGGAGAGUACUUUGUCUUUGACUUGCCACUCCAGGUGAAAUUCAAGACCUUCUACGAUCCAGAGACAGGCCAAUAUUUCAAGGUCCCCAUCCCAUCCUCAGCGAGGGACUCCCCAGAACCACCCCUGGCAGACACAUUGGGUAACCACCUCCUACUGUUUCCAGGCAUCCAGCCCCUGCAUGUGACAGCCUUGACACCCUUGCGGUGCUCCUCCCAGCUCUCCACUCCCACCUUCCUGCAGCCUAGACCAUCCACCACCACUGAGGUGGCCUCUGUUGGGCACCAGGCCCCCCAUGAGGCUGGACUGCAGCGUACCCCUGAGGCCUCCAGGAACUCCACCCAGAAUGUGCCCAGCCAGUACCCCGAUGGGCCUCCCCAGAGCCCAGAUGAGGAGGGCAGAGAUGCUCCAAGCCUGGAGAUCAUCGCCAUCAAUAAUUUGGAGGACUUUGCCACCGAAGGCAUUUCCUGA
Orycteropus afer afer is the source of this 4314-nucleotide messenger RNA. RefSeq names its product chromosome unknown C10orf71 homolog (gene CUNH10orf71). Gene Ontology annotation, cellular component: Z disc. The record is from RefSeq and is a predicted model, not a curated record. The coding region runs from base 1 to 4314 and encodes 1437 amino acids. NCBI's taxonomy places the organism in Eukaryota, Metazoa, Chordata, Mammalia, Tubulidentata, Orycteropodidae. Gene Ontology annotation, biological process: positive regulation of calcineurin-NFAT signaling cascade. The transcript has a single exon.